Molecule: messenger RNA, 1893 nt
Organism: Stegostoma tigrinum
Lineage: Eukaryota; Metazoa; Chordata; Chondrichthyes; Orectolobiformes; Stegostomatidae
Gene: faima
Product: Fas apoptotic inhibitory molecule a
Exons: 6
Coding region: 430-969 (179 amino acids)
Biological process (GO): negative regulation of extrinsic apoptotic signaling pathway via death domain receptors; canonical NF-kappaB signal transduction; positive regulation of neurogenesis
Source: RefSeq, a predicted model, not a curated record
AGAUAAUGGGAACUGCAGAUGCUGGAGAAUCUAAGAUAAUAAAGUGUGAAGCUGGAUGAACACAGCAGGCCAAGCAGCAUCCCAGGAGCGCAAAAGCUGACGUUUCGGGCCUGGACCCUUCAUCAGAGGAUGAAUAAACAAAUCGGAUCGGUGGGAGUUAGCCAAUGAAAUCACAUGCAAUGAACCAAUCGGAUUAGCCAAUCGGAUUAGGGAACGCGAACGGGGAUUCUUCCCGUUGGAGCGGGAGAGAGGUGUCAGAUGCAAAUCAGGCAGCGAUCCGGGGUUUUCCUUGGAUAUCUAUGUGAAGAACACGGCCGCUGUCGCGAGGAAGGUUGUGGCUGCGAGUUGCCAUAGUUACGGUCGGUGUUGGCCAGACGCGGAGGAGCUCAGAGCUAAUAAAUAACAGCCCUCCGUUUACCCCCUGAGAAAAUGGCUGACCUGGUGGCAUUUUGGGAAGUUGCUCUAAGCGAUGGUGUUCACAAAAUAGAAUUUGAGCAUGGCACCACCUCAGGAAAGCGAGUGGUUUAUGUUGAUGGAAAGGAGGUUAUACGGAAGGACUGGAUGUUCAAACUUGUUGGGAAGGAAACAUUUGCAGUUGGAGCUACUAACACUAAAGCAACAAUCAAUAUUGAUGCAAUUAGUGGUUUUGCUUAUGAAUACACAUUGGAGAUCAAUGGGAAAAGCCUUAAGAAGUACAUGGAGAACAGAUCAAAAACUACAAACACAUGGAUAUUAAAUCUGGAUGGAAUAGAUGCACGAAUUGUGCUGGAGAAGGAUACCAUGGAUGUUUGGUGCAAUGGGAAGAAAGUGGAGACAGCAGGUGAAUUUGUGGAUGAUGGCACUGAAACUCACUUCACUAUUGGGAACCAUGACUGCUGUAUCAAAGCUGUUAGCAGUGGGAAACGAAGAGAAGGAAUAAUCCACACUCUUAUUAUGGAUGACCAGGAAAUUCCUGAAUCUGCUGAGUGACUACCUGUACACCAACCAUACAGAAGAACAAAUUUUCUUGAAAAAUUAUUCAGAUGCUCUGAUAUCAUUCAUGCCACAAUAUGAAGAAAUACUACUCUUGAAGAUGUUGGUUGAGAAAAUUCAUAUUCUGUGCAAUAAUCAAACUUCAAAGAUAAUUAGAAUUAGUUGGUUGACCUAAAACUACUCUGUUGCUAUGCGACCAUCAAUGACAAACAUUUUAUGAGUAACUACAGCUUUUCUAUUCUCUGUAUUUCAAAGCAAAUUAUAUGGGGUGCAUAUCAAUAAAAUACUCAGUACAAGGAAUGAAUUAAGAAAUAUUAAUUUUUAAAAUUGAAACAUCAUGUUAACUUUCAUGUUUUUAGUUUUAAUGAAUUAAUCCAUUCUUUUAUAGUGUAACUAGUUUUCACUAUUUUGUGACAAUAGACCUCUUCCAUAUCUUCUAGCAUUAAACACCAUAGAAUCAUUUGAAAAAUACAAAUAUAAUUCAUCAGUUUUUCAAAUUGUGCUGUGCACCUCACAUUAUGAAAAAACACAGCUACAUUAAAUAGGUUGAGAUUUCUUUACCUGGUAAAUUUGCAUUUUAUUUUCAGCGGCAAGGCUGACAUAAACAUUGAUAUGGACAAGAAAGGAACUUUAUUCGGAACACAUGGCUUUCAGGCUGUAUGCUGUUCUGUUGAUGCACGUCCAUGCUGAAACCAAUGUCUGGUACAACAAUUGCCAGGUCAUUUUUUUUUUAAAAUGAUGCUCCCUAAACAAGAGUUUAUGUAAAUGUUUUAAACUGUUUCAUGUAACUAAUCCUGUUUGCCUCAAUACAUUGAAAAAUAUGGGCCCAAGUAGGCAUAUUGUAUUGGUAGAGUUUCUUUUUAUGGAAGACUUUAUGAUAUGGACAUUUUUUUUAAUACAAAUAAAUGUUUUUGCAUUGGA